This is a messenger RNA of Cordyceps militaris CM01, 1197 nucleotides long. Its product is annotated as integral membrane protein, putative. Lineage: Eukaryota; Fungi; Ascomycota; Sordariomycetes; Hypocreales; Cordycipitaceae. The record is from RefSeq and is a predicted model, not a curated record. The transcript is spliced from 3 exons. Bases 1 to 1197 code for a protein of 398 amino acids.
AUGGCGACCGCGACCCCUUACGACCUUGUGGUAGCACAGCGCCGCCCGCCCAUCACACCCGCCGGCGCCGGCCUCAUUGCCACGGCCAUUAUCAUGCCAGUCAUUGCGACCCUGUGGACAAUGGUCCGAGUUUGGACUCGGAAAUUACGACGAGUUUCGGCGUGGUUUACUGAAGACAUCUUGUGCUAUCUUGCGGUCUACGUUGACCUACAGCACAGCAAGACAUCUAGAGACUGGUCCGAUGCUAACUUGUUGGCAGUGGUGAUACUCGGUGGCGCUGGCAACCAUCUCCCACGACUUACGGGAGGCGACUACCUCAUGCGAUUCUCUCAAACCACGUUCGCCGCUCAAGUGUUGUACGCCUUGGCUCUUGGAUGUACGAAAAUGAGCAUCACAUGGAUGAUCAAGCGCAUCUUCUUCGAUGGUUCUCACGCUUGGAUACCAUACUGCCUUAUGGCUCUCAACUUUUGCUGGAUGAUGCAAACCAUUUUGACCGGCGCCCUGUUUUGUCGACCCAUUGCAUUGAACUGGGAUCAAGAUACCCGAGGCUCGUGUGGCAACCGAAAGGCCGUGUUCUCUGCCGUCAGCAUUGUCGAUAUUAUCACCGAUAUCUUGAUCAUUGCACUCCCUGCCAAGAUGCUUUGGGGGAUCCAAAUGCGGAGAACGUACAAGGUCGCUAUUGCCUGCAUGUUUGGUGCUGGUCUAGUCACCAUUGCAUGCACGGCUGUCCGACUGUACAGUGUCUUCACCCUUGAUUUCUCCGAAUUGACUUACAACCCUGUGUCAAUCUCCAUCACCUGUAUGGUCCAAUCCGGUGUGGCCAUUAUCGUUGCAAGUGCGCCUCUUCUCCGUCCCGCAUUUGAUCGAACCGUUGAUUCGCUGUCCUACUCGUUUGGCCGUGGCUCACGAAAAUCAAGAGCGUCCAAUGAGAGAUUGUCGCGCCGCAAGGGCUCGACUCAUGCAAAAAACUCCACGUGCGCCUCGUCACUCAGCAAGAAUGCGAAAGGCCCCUCCGGUUUCAAGCAAUUAACAGAAAGCGAAGAGAAUCUGCGAUGGGAGCUGGAUGUCAUACAUGCUGACAAGGGGAAGACGCUGACUGAAGUAUCGAAUGCGCCCUAUGGUGACGGCAUAGAUGACGAGGAGCUACCAUCCGGCCAAAUAAAGGUCACGCAGUCUACACAUGUUUCCCACGUAUAG